This is a messenger RNA of Lodderomyces parapsilosis, 1932 nucleotides long. RefSeq lists its product as uncharacterized. The coding region runs from base 1 to 1932 and encodes 643 amino acids. The record is from RefSeq and is a predicted model, not a curated record. Lineage: Eukaryota; Fungi; Ascomycota; Pichiomycetes; Serinales; Debaryomycetaceae. The transcript has a single exon.
AUGAAAAGUGUUACAACUUUCAUUGAGCUUUUUCAGGAGCUAAACUACAAUCGAUCGGAAAAAAGGUUGAGUUGGUCAGGGCCAAUAAACUUGAGCAAACGGGAAAUCUUUGAAAUUAAUGCAUCCCUCAAGGAGUUGACUGCCAGUACGGCAGUGAGUCCAAAACAGACCUCAACCAUUAUCAAGUGUGUUGAUGAAUUAUGUAACUCCAUAUUCCAUGAGGAUGAGUGUGAAGAAAAGAUUAGUUACUUUUUGGUUCAAUUGUACUUGAACAGCUUCAUCAGGCAUCAUUUUUGUGACCUUACCAAAUCAUUGUGGCCCAUACUUGUAAAGUCGAACAUUGAUGUAUGUGAUUCGGCACUAUUUCAUACCCUUGCUGAGGACUCAUUGAGUAAUUGUCCAUGCUGGAACUGGUUGAGCACAACGAUAUUGACUAGAAUCGCCACUAAUGACACUACCAAAGGCUUAUUAAAAGAGACUCUCAAUUCAAGGGAUAAUUUGGCAAAAUUUGAGAGGAUGAAAUAUCUCAAUAGAGAUUUCACUUCCUUAAUGAACUUAAUCGGAUUAUUUGUGUCACUUGGACUUGACAAAACUUUUCUACCAGAUUUGACAACACCUUACAUAAAGUACAUUGAAUCCGCAAAUCCCAAUUUCAAGAACUUGAUUCAAUGCCAGACAAAGUCAAAUGUGGAGGCUUUGGCUAGUUCCCGAUGCUACAUACAACCUAUAGAUCGGAACUUGCUUCAUGUUUGGGUCGAAUCAAAACAACAAUUCCACUGUCAUCACGUCAACCUCAUGUGCUUUGAGUCAUUCAAAACUUUCCCAAACUUGAUCAUAAAACUAAGUACAUCUUGUGCUAAGGGGCCCAAGACAAGGUCCAAAAGUGACCUGCUGGAAGCUUUUAUUAGAUCAUUGGCGGUGAGACUUGCCGAUGGAACAAUUGAAAAGAACUUGGAGAUGCAAUUGCAAUUGACGGACGUGUUGCACUUUAAUUGGUUGGUGCAAUACUUGAGCUCGCUUCAGAAGAAAAGAAAAUUGGCAGUUAACACAUUGCCAGAACCACGAAACCCAUCUAAUAGUGCAAUAAAUACUACGGGUGAGAGAGCCAAACUCCAGAGUUUUGAGUCUAGAAGAAAUAAAGGUGUCUAUCAAACUGUUAAUCCUAAGGGAAAAGCCUCAAGAAAAAGAAAGAAGCUUUCAGAUGAAUGGGACUUGACUCUGGAUUUUGAAUCGUCUUUUGAAAAAACCAGCAUUGUUGAUCUGAAACGUGGAACAAAUGAGGUUCAAGUUUAUGAAAAAGAGGUGAUAAUCGAAGACGAGACUGGUAAAACCCCACAGUGUAAGGUUGGAGCUGAUUCUGAAAAAGAGGGCAGUGUUAUAUUGGAUAACCUUGUUACUGAAAGUGGUAAAGAACGGAGCCCAAACGUAAAGUCAAAAGGAGCUGGUCACCAACAUCACGAUGGAUGCCAAAAUUUAUCCUUACACAGGGCUAAUAGCACAAACGUUUCAUCGAGUUUGUUUGUUACAGAUGACAGUUCAAAGCAUGACCAAAGCGAGCUGAUGUCGUUAGUUGUUGCCCCAAAGGAGCGUGUCAAUAGAAUGGCCAAAACGCAAACAUCCAUGAGUAUUGAUGCACAAGCACCUGUCCGAACUUCGACACCUAUAAACGCAGAGUUUACUGAAUUCCCCACCACGACCGACAAGACGACAGAUACAGAAGGCGGUACGGUUGAUGUAAUGCAGGAUGCAUUGAGUCUCUUUUCCUCAAAUUUGGUGAAUAAGUUGAAACGAGUUGAGUUUCAUGUGCUCCAUAAAAGAAACGAUUUGCAAGCUGAGGUUGAUAAAGAAUAUAAAAAGAUUGAACAGAUGCAACGGGCAAAAUUAAAAGAGAUACAGGAAUACUGCAAAAAUGAGUUAGAAAAGAUCAUCUAA